AUGAUGUUACAACAAUCUUUUCCAUAUAAUAACAAUAAUAAUAAGUUUUCCCCAGAACAAAGAAAGGCUAUCAUAGAACAUUUAUUAAUAACCAAAAAUUCUUUGCCCCAUAAGGUAUAUCCACACGUUCCAUGUAAGUUUUAUAGGCAAGGGUCUUGUCAAGCUGGUGAUAGUUGUUCAUUCUCUCAUGAUCUUAAUAAAAGGCCAAAUGUUUGUAAGUAUUUUAAAAGAGGUGAGUGUAAAUUUGGUGAUAAAUGUUGUAAUUUACACAUUGCUCGUGAUGAUACUCUACGUAAUAUACCUCGUAUUAAUACCAAUUUCGAUUAUCCUGAUGUAGUACUAAAACUAGAAAACACUGGCAUUACAGGUGAUAAUAUUGAAAAUAUGCGUGAUAACACAGUGGGAGAAGGCUUUGAUGAUCAGGACGAAAGUGACGAUGAGCUUACAGAUUCGUUUUUUUUACCUUCUGAUUUAUCAAAUUUAUUAACGACAGAACAACAUCAGAAACAGCAUGAUUACCACAAUCGCAGUUUUAGCAGUGUAAGUAGUAGUAGUCACAGUACAACCCCUUUAUUAAAUACACCAACUACUAGUACAGGCGCUAACAGUACCGUGAGUCCUUCUGCUGGCUUUGUAUUAACUCCGAUUGUUAAACACUGUUCUAAUGGCAUUACCCAAGACCCAUACUUUUUAUUGAACAGUAAUAAUUUUAAUGCUAAUACUUACCAUCAUAAUAUUGAUAAUAAUAAUAAUAAUACAACGCUAAUGAAGCAACAACAUAAAAAUACUUUGGAUGAAAACGAUAAUAGUACCCGUGCCAUUUUUAAUAGCACUAAUUACAAUUAUUAUGAUUGUAAUCAAUAUGAUCACAAAUAUUCUAAUGAUUCUUAUCAUUAUUCUUACCAGCAGAAUAGCAGAUAA
Molecule: messenger RNA, 921 nt
Organism: Saccharomycodes ludwigii
Lineage: Eukaryota; Fungi; Ascomycota; Saccharomycetes; Saccharomycodales; Saccharomycodaceae
Gene: LEE1
Product: Lee1p
Exons: 1
Coding region: 1-921 (306 amino acids)
Biological process (GO): protein polyubiquitination
Molecular function (GO): metal ion binding; ubiquitin protein ligase activity
Source: RefSeq, a predicted model, not a curated record